Messenger RNA from Sparassis crispa, 972 nucleotides. Its product is annotated as Succinate-semialdehyde dehydrogenase [NADP(+)]. Gene Ontology annotation, molecular function: succinate-semialdehyde dehydrogenase (NAD+) activity. Lineage: Eukaryota; Fungi; Basidiomycota; Agaricomycetes; Polyporales; Sparassidaceae. The coding region runs from base 1 to 972 and encodes 323 amino acids. The transcript is spliced from 6 exons. The record is from RefSeq and is a predicted model, not a curated record.
AUGAUCACUCGCAAGCUUGCUGCCGCGUUGGCUGCGGGGUGCACAGCGGUCAUCAAACCGCCCCCGGAGACUCCUUUCUCAUGCCUUGCCCUCGUUGAACUGGCAAAUCGUGCAGGUGUUCCACCGGGCGUUAUCAACGUCGUAACGACACAGGCGAACGUGAACGACGUCGGCCGCGAGAUGUGCGAGAACGUCGCUGUGAAAAAGGUUUCCUUCACCGGCAGUACGAACGUCGCACGCCUGUUGUACCGCAUGGCUGCUAGCACAAUCAAAAAGGUAUCAAUUGAAGCCGGUGGAAACGCGCCAUUUAUUGUCUUCGAUGAUGCGGAUGUCAAUGCAGCGGUCGAAGGUGCUAUUGUCUGCAAAUUCCGUGGUAGCGGCCAGACCUGCGUAUGUGCGAAUCGCAUUUAUGUGCAGUCGUCCAUCUACGCAGACUUCGCCUCGCGUCUGGCAGAAAAAGUCGCAGCGUUCAAAGUCGGAAACGGACUUGAGAGCGAUACGACACACGGUCCAUUGAUCCACGAGCGUGCCCUGGAAAAGGUCAAGCGGCACGUCGAUGAUGCUAUUGAACGGGGCGCUCAGCUUGUGAUGGGCGGAUCCCGCGUCCCUGGCAAGGGCACUUUUUUCGCACCGACAGUUCUCUCGGACGUGCCCGCCGACGCGCUGGUCAAUACCGAGGAGACGUUCGGGCCGCUCGCAGCCCUGACGCGCUUCGAAACUGAGGAUGAAGUCAUACGACUGGCGAACAACACAUCUGUCGGUUUGGCAGGCUACUUUUACUCGCGGGAUGUGGGCAGGGUGUGGAGGGUUGCGGAGGCGCUGGAGGUAGGUAUGGUGGGCACGAACACUGGGCUUAUUAGCCAGGCGGUCAUUCCGUUCGGCGGCGUCAAAGAGAGUGGGCUUGGUCGCGAAGGAAGCCACGGCAUCGAGGAGUACAUGAACACCAAGUUCAUUGCCUUCGGCGGAUUGUAA